This is a messenger RNA of Zea mays, 1529 nucleotides long. RefSeq lists its product as uncharacterized. NCBI's taxonomy places the organism in Eukaryota, Viridiplantae, Streptophyta, Magnoliopsida, Poales, Poaceae. The transcript is spliced from 9 exons. The record is from RefSeq and is a predicted model, not a curated record. The coding region runs from base 400 to 1305 and encodes 301 amino acids. Gene Ontology annotation, cellular component: extracellular region. Gene Ontology annotation, molecular function: ribonuclease T2 activity; RNA binding. Gene Ontology annotation, biological process: RNA catabolic process.
AAGAGGAAAGGGCAACCCAAAAGACGAUGCAAAUGAAGGUAACAUUUGUAGGCGUCGUAGCUUGGUUUUGCUUCACGAGCACAACAAGCCAUCCAUCUAUGAUCUAUCCCGCUCCCUCCAUCCGCAAGCAAAAGCUAAUCGAUCUUCCCAUGAUCUCCUUCAAUUGCUACUAAUAAACUACUCCUAUAAUAGAAUCAGUUACCUCAGUUGCUCGUAUAGGGCAUGUUCUCCAAGCUACUCCGUCCCCAGUCCCCACCAUUUCAAAUUGCAAAUAAAACUGCAAUCUCGCAGCGGCUGAUGGAUUAGCAAGCAGGACAAGAGACUGAGAUCCAUCCUCCAGACACGCGCACGCCAAGGAUCGCAUUCGCCAAGCAACGUCGGGUCGGCGGCGCGGGGGCGAUGGAGACGCGGCGGCCGCGGCGCGGCUGGAACAAACGCUUCGUCCUCCCGCUCGCGCUCCUCUGCCUCGCCGUGCUGCUCCCCGGCGCGCUGCUCCCGCCGUCCGCCUCGGCGUCGUCUUCGUCGCCGGCCGCGGGAGGUGGCAGCAGGAAACGCCGGUGGGUUGGGUUUGACUACUAUGUACUGGCGCUGCAGUGGCCGGGCACCAUCUGCCGCGAGACCAGCAACUGCUGCGACACCAAUGGCUGCUGCCGAUCACAGCCUCUCAAGUGGUUCACGAUUCAUGGUCUUUGGCCACAGUAUAACUAUGGGGGCUGGCCAUCAUGCUGCAGACCAACCAGAUUCAACAUAAAUAAGAUCUUAAUGUUGAUGCCGAUACUCGAGAAGUAUUGGCCGUCCUUGUACUGUGGUUCUUCUUCAACCUGCUUUGGUGGAAGGGGGCCAUUUUGGGUGCAUGAGUGGGAAACUCAUGGGACCUGUGCUUACCCUGAAAUACAGGAUGAAUAUGACUACUUCUCCACAGCACUGUAUCUCUACAGCAAAUACAAUGUUACGCAUUUUGUCUUACAGAAAGCUCUGAGAAAAGCACGUAUCCGGCCUACAAGCGGCAGAAAAUACGCCGUUGGCCAUAUUGUUGCCGUCAUUGAAUAUGCGUUUGGGGCAAUGCCGUCACUCGUCUGUAAGAACGGCUCAGUUCAAGAACUCAGGCUCUGCUUCCACAAGGAUUAUCAGCCUCGUGAUUGCACGCUUGAGGCCGGCUCUGCACCGAACGGCAGAAGCUACUGCCCUCGCUACAUCACGUUCCCGUCGUACAAACCGUCCGUGGUGGCCAAUACUACGGAGGGGAUCAACAACCAAUCCAAUGGCGAGGUUCCGAGCUACAUGCGUACGUCUGACUCUGAGUAGCGUCCAGGACUCCAGGUUCUGUGGGCCUCUGCCGAGCCGAGUUUGUAUCAAAUAUCAAUAGAGCGAGACGCCACGGCGUGCUUGCAAAAUUACCGGCCCGGUAUGGUCCUGUAUAAUUCUUUCAUUCACAGUAUCGAAUGACUGGCCACCGCGCACCGGGAUUUGGAAAUGAAAUGUGAAUGUUAAUGUAUAUUAUAUUCACUUGACUGUACCAGAUUCGUGCA